This is a messenger RNA of Phialemonium atrogriseum, 3047 nucleotides long. RefSeq names its product OPT oligopeptide transporter protein-domain-containing protein. Gene Ontology annotation, molecular function: oligopeptide transmembrane transporter activity. Gene Ontology annotation, cellular component: plasma membrane. Lineage: Eukaryota; Fungi; Ascomycota; Sordariomycetes; Cephalothecales; Cephalothecaceae. The coding region runs from base 256 to 2670 and encodes 804 amino acids. The transcript has 6 exons. Gene Ontology annotation, biological process: transmembrane transport. The record is from RefSeq and is a predicted model, not a curated record.
GUUUGCGACCUUCCUGAUCCGGCAGACAUUGAUUGAUGAGCGGCACAUUUUUGAAUCCUUGGGAUUGCACCAUCGAAAGAGUUUCGUCGAAAGCAUUAGAGUUCAUUCCACAAAAAGGAUUACAAAGUUAAGCACUCAUCCGACUGGGGUUCAUUCGCAUUGUCAUGUGUGUGACCCUACAUAUAUGAUCCCAAGCGACGUUAGGCUUGCAGCUCUUGGCCGCGGUAACUGACUUGGCGACUUGGCACUCCUUGAAUGCCCCCCACGACAAUGGCUGUCCCGAACGAGGAGAACGACCCGAUAGGCCCCACGCCUGGAUCGGUUGACCAGGAAAAGGAGGCCCAUCAUCCAGCCAUUGAAAGGGUCAACGGUAGUAAUCCGGGCUCAGACGACCUGUCAAACAGGGAACAGCAAGCCAAGGCGGAAGAUGGCAUAGAGAAGCCCCCCUUCCUAUACACGAGCGCCACCUCCAGCGGGUCGGAGCAGGUGUUCGACGACGACGACCCCCGCGUGAGGGACAUCCCCGCCUACGUCAGGCGCAUCGUCAGCUUCGAGGACGACCCGACGCUGCCGACGCUGACCUUCCGCUACUUCAUCAUGACGCUCUUCUUCGUCGCCCCGGGAGCCUUCAUGGCGCAGAUGAGCCAGUACCGCACCACCUACGCGCCCUACUCGGUCUUCUUCGUCCAGAUCGCCUCGAGCUACGUCGGCGCCUGGCUCGCCCGCGUCCUCCCGCCGACCCAGGUCAGGAUCCCGCUCACCGGCUGGGGGUUCAACCUGAACCCGGGCCCGUUCAGCGUCAAGGAGCAUGUCCUGGUCACCAUCUCCGCCGCGUCGGGCGCCACUUACAACCUGGGCUUCGCCCCGAUAUCCAUGGCCGAGCUUUACUUCGAUUACAGGGUCAACCCGGCCGUCGCCAUAUUUUUCAUGUGGUCAAUCGUAUUCGUGGGUUACUCAUUUGCUGCGCUGGGUCGUCAAUUCCUGAUUUACGACCCCCAGUAUCCAUGGUUUCAAUCCGUCUGCCAAUCUGCGCUCUUCGAGACGCAGAAGAAGCAGCGCGAGCAGCCGUCACGGCUGUCCCGGAAGCAGAUGCGCGUCUUCUUCGGCGUCCUCCUCGGCGUCACGCUGUGGCAGUUCCUGCCCGAGUACGUCUGGCCGAUGCUUGGCUCGCUCGCCUUCCUCUGCUGGGUGGCGCCGCACAACCCCGUGGCCAACUUCCUCGGCGCUGGCUUCGGCGGCGCCUCCAUGCUGAACCUCUCGCUCGACUGGUCCGCCAUCGCUGCUAACACUAGCCUGUUCCUGACCCCGUGGUGGACGCAGGUGAUCAUGUUCAUCGCAUACGUCAUCGUCUGCUGGAUUCUCCUUCCCGCGGCCAAGUAUGGUCGCCUUGGAUCCUGGAAGCAUCACCUGAUGUCGAAUCGGCUCUUCUUGGAAAAUGGCACGGCCUACCCAAUCAAUGACCUGUUGACGCCCCAGGUCAGCCUCAACGAGACUGCCUACGAAGAGUUGGGCCCGCCGUUUGCCUCGGCACAAUUCCUGUGGUCUAUCUUCUUUGAUUACGCCUCUUACACGUCCGCAAUUGUUUGGAUGGCCCUCUUUGGCUACAAGCAGGCCAAGUCGAGCCUCUCGAAGCUGUGGGAGCGCCGCAAGUCGGGAUCGAGCGAGAUCAGCGAGCAGUUCACCGACCAGCUCAGCAUCCUGCAGCGGUCAUAUUCCGAGGUGCCGCUCUGGUGGUAUCUCACCUUGUUCAUGAUCUCCUUCGUCACCCUCCUUGCCAUCACGGCGUCCGGCUCCUUGUUCAUCCCCGCCUGGACCUUCAUCAUCGCCAUUGCCACGGGCGCCAUUAUUGUGGUGCCACUGGGAUGGCUAUACGCCUUGUCCAACUUCCAAUUGCCCAUUGGGACAACCAACGAGCUCCUCUAUGGGCUCAUGGCCAACUCAGUUAGUGGACACAAGAAUCCAUGCGGCGCCUCGACGUACGGAUCUAUCGCCGGCGACGCAUGGUACCGGGCCCAGCUACAGCUCCAGGACAUGAAGAUCGGCCACUACAUGCACGUGCCGCCGCGGGCGGUAUUCUUCGCCCAGGUCUUCGGAUCCUUCAUCGGCGUGCCCAUUAACUACGCGGUCGUCCGCUGGGUGCUGUCCACCAAGAGACACUACCUGACGGGUGAAAUAGUAGACCCGACUCACCAGUGGACCGGCCAGUCACUCGCAUCGAGCUUGUCGCUUGGUGUGCAGUACGUAUUGCUGGGCCCCAAACGCCUCUUCAAGAUCCCCACCUUCGCCCCUCUCCCGUACGGCUUCCUCGCUGGGGCCGGGGCCCCGGUGCUGAUGUUCGCUCUCGACCGGGCGUUCCCGCGGGCCAAGUUCCGCCUGUUCAACACGACGAUCCUGUUCAGCAGCAUGUCCAUCUUCUACGGCAACAUCAGCACGGGGUACACGUCGACGUUCCUGGGCGGGUUCGUCGUCAUGUACUGGGCGUACCGGUACCGGUACGGCCUGUGGUCGCGCUGGAACUACAUCCUCGCCGCCGCGUUCGAUGCCGGGUUCAACUUUAACAUGUUGCUCAUCUUCCUCUUCUUCGGCGCUGGGAAGAUUGUCACUAUGCCGAAUUGGUGGGGGAAUAAUGCAGAUAGUAGUGAGAGGUGUUUUGCCCUUGAUGAUAGCUGAAUGGGGGUGUAUUUUGGGGGUGAGGGCAGCGGGAAGAAAGAAAAAGAUGUAGCGACAAGGCUAUUUUCUACGGGUUUCUUGCCUAACACAGGAGCAGUAUCACUGGAUUCAUUCUCCAGGCGAAACCUCAGCCAAGGAUUUGGAUGGUCUUCCUAUUCGCCCACUUGUUUGCUUGUGUUGUGCACCCCCUAUUUCUAGGCCAGAGGCCAGACUUUUGUUACGCUUUAAACGCAUGGGAAUUUCUCCAGGGGCAUGCGCUAUUUGCUCCGCGGGCAGGCGGUUAGUGCAUCACAGGUGGCAGUUGCUUUUGCUGUUCCCUAUUGCUGUCGCUGUCGCUGUCUAUUGCUAUUGCCAUUGCUGUCUAUCGCUCUUGCUGU